AUGGCUCAACCGGCGUUGAACAAUGGCCGAGUCAAAAGUCGCUACCUACCACAACAGAGAGUUGAACAACCACUGAAUUUCAAUAUCAUUGACGCCAAUUUCUAUGAUACAUGUCUUAAUAACUGGAUCACUGUUGCAGGAUCCCAAGUACACAAAGCAAAAGUGGCUGGGUUCCCGGAACUAAUCUCGACUGUUCAAAAGCCAUGCUUUAAAAAGCAUCCCUGCGUGUAA
Molecule: messenger RNA, 231 nt
Organism: Echinococcus granulosus
Lineage: Eukaryota; Metazoa; Platyhelminthes; Cestoda; Cyclophyllidea; Taeniidae
Exons: 2
Coding region: 1-231 (76 amino acids)
Source: RefSeq, a predicted model, not a curated record